AUGACUUGCAUAUUGGUUCUAAACACUAUUAGUAGACUCAGUGCAAUAAACGAACACUUGGGAAAGUUUACAAAGGAGAAAAACAAUACAUAUAUUUUUACCAUAAAAGAACACAACAAAGUAAGGAAAAAUCAAACCGACUCAACAAGAAAAAUACCAAUAAGAGAUUUGGCUAUAACGUACGAUGCUAUUGGCGAAAUCUGCAGUUCUAUUAACGGGGUAUCAAACUAUGAAAUUUUCAUGAAACUAAUAACGACCUUCUCUUUCGUAAUCAUUGCAAUAUGGACCACUGUAUAUCAAUACCGGCAGAAACAAGAUAUAUCUGAAACAAUAGCGACAAUCACAGUGUGGAUAGUCAGUGGGAUGAUGCCAAUUUGUUUUCUAGGAAUCGUUUGUGACAGACUCAUAACGACUAGAAGAGAAACACAAGUUUUGGUCAACGAAAUUAUAAUGGAAUCAAGUCUUCCUAAAGCUUUCAGAUUACAAGCGCAGACGUUCAUGCAGUUGAUAGAAGCAUGGCCGCUGGAAAUGUACGUCUACGAUAUGUUUGCUAUUGAUAAACAGCUCAUCUUGAAGUUUUCCAGUGUGUGUACGACGUAUAUGAUCAUUAUUAUACAGAUUUCUCACUUUACUAAUACCUAA
This is a messenger RNA of Plutella xylostella (diamondback moth), 642 nucleotides long. RefSeq lists its product as uncharacterized. The record is from RefSeq and is a predicted model, not a curated record. Gene Ontology annotation, biological process: sensory perception of taste. NCBI's taxonomy places the organism in Eukaryota, Metazoa, Arthropoda, Insecta, Lepidoptera, Plutellidae. Gene Ontology annotation, cellular component: membrane.